Molecule: messenger RNA, 2079 nt
Organism: Danaus plexippus (monarch butterfly)
Lineage: Eukaryota; Metazoa; Arthropoda; Insecta; Lepidoptera; Nymphalidae
Gene: Poc1
Product: POC1 centriolar protein homolog A
Exons: 6
Coding region: 156-1295 (379 amino acids)
Biological process (GO): cilium assembly
Cellular component (GO): ciliary basal body; centriole
Molecular function (GO): protein binding
Source: RefSeq, a predicted model, not a curated record
GACAGUACGUCGGUACACAAAUUUCAAAUUUGUUAAUUUGAAUUUUUAAUAACUGCGAUUUUAUUGUAAAAAUAUAUGUUUUUAUACAAUUAUAAUUAUUGAAAUAAUAAGAAGUGUAAAAGUGGUUUUGGAAUUAUAUAGAAUAGUGAACUGCGAUGGAAAAUAAUUAUAUGUCUCUUGAACCUUCUUUAGAAAAACAACUUAAAGGGCAUCGCAAAAGUAUAACAUCAUUAUUUUACAAUCCUAACGAACAACAGUUAGCAAGUGGCUCUUUAGAUAAUAGCAUAUUGUUAUGGGAUUUACGUGGGACGAUGCGAAGUUACAGAUUCCAAGGCCACGAUGAAGCUGUUAUGGAUGUAACAUUUUCUCCAACGGGAAAAUAUAUGGCUUCCGCCUCUCGAGACAAAACUGUUCGUCUUUGGGUACCAACUGUAACAGGAAGUACUGGUACAUUUAAAGCGCAUUCUCAGACUGUGCGAUCCGUUCAAUUUAGUCCCGACGGAACAAAGAUAAUAACAGCAUCAGAUGAUAAAAUUGUUAAGUUGUGGUCGAGUGAGAAACAAAAAUUUUUGGCUUCAUUUGUUGGUCACACAAAUUGGGUUCGUCGGGCUCGCAUCUCUCAAGAUGGAUCACUGAUAGCAUCAUGUUCUGAUGAUAAAACAACAAAAUUGUGGAACAUAGAAACUGGUGUAUGUAUAAAUACAUAUAAAGAUCAGAGCGCACAUGGGUUACAUUUGGCCUGGCAUCCAUCGAGUUGCUAUGUGGCUAUUGGUACUUCUAAGGGAAAUAUUAAAUUGUAUGAUGUUAGGACACACAAUCUUGUACAAUUCUACAGUAUACACAAUGAUGCUGUCACACAGCUUGCCUUUCAUCCGAGCGGAAGUUAUAUAUUAACUUCCAGUAAAGACGGGACUAUGAAGAUUCUUGACCUGCUGGAAGGUCAUCCAAUAUUUACAUUAACGGGACACUCUGGGCCGAUCAAUGCCGUAGCAUUCUCUCCUAGUGGACAAAAAUUUACCUCUGCUGGUGAUGACAAGCUGGUUUGUAGAAGACAUAUAUUAUUAAAGUUUAAAUAUACACUUAGCAAAUAUCAUAUAUUCUUGUCUUUUCAGGUCUUUAUUUGGAAGACUAAAUUCACUGAACUUUCAAAUCAAACAAAAGAAAAUGUCGGACAAAAUCAAUUAUCGACUCCCAGAUCACAGACCUCUAAAGGACAAUUGGAAACUGUGAUAUUUGAAUAUAAUCUAGCUUUUAACAAGCUUGAAUUCAGGGAGAAUUGUGGGCUUAGUAACUAGAUAUAAAUAACUAACUAUUUAUCAACGUAAUAGGGUGUGAAGAUGUGGUAUCAGUGCUAUCACAACACUAAGUAUCCUGUGAAAACUUUUGUCCACAUUGAUAAUGAUCCUCAUGAUUCUGUAAGAAGCAUCAGCUUCCAAGAUGCACCUAAUGCAAACAGUACUAUGAUAGAACCUGGCGAUAAUCAAGUGAAUGUGACAAGAACUGCUUCAAAUGUCGUAAGAAACAACUCAAAUUCUCAAUUUCACGGGGAUUGUCAAUCUAGUGAAUGUUCGUCAUACAGUGUGGGGCAUAUCAGCCAUAUUCCUCGUCAACCUCCUACACCGGCUACAUAUACAAUUCCAUCAAUUGUCGACAAGUCGAUUCAAUUCCAUAAUGAUGAAGACAUCUUUGGUAUGAUCAAACUAGGAGAUGACGAUGUAUGUUAUACAAGUGGUACUAUUGAAUGGGUAGGUCGUAAACGAAGCUUCCCAUUGAAUAGUGGUUUUAAAAUUCUAAGUCACAAAGAGACUAGUGAGCCGUUCUGUAAGAGAAAGAAACAAGUUGAGAAUGAAACUUACAUCAGUGGUGUUAACAAAUUAAAGGAGUGCGAUUGUGCUGAUGUUUUGCCCACUGUGAAUGCGAUUGUAGAUCAUCUUAAUGCGUUACACGAAGCGGUAGAUCUUGUUGAUUUACGACUCAACACAUUGGAGGAAGCCGUGAAUCCCAAUUGAUAAACAAUAAAUUAAUUUCAAAUGCAAUGAAUAAAAUUUAUAUAUAAAAAUAAAUAUUUAUUAAAAUAAA